Messenger RNA from Chanos chanos (milkfish), 5082 nucleotides. RefSeq names its product sperm flagellar 2 (gene spef2). Gene Ontology annotation, molecular function: protein binding. The record is from RefSeq and is a predicted model, not a curated record. Gene Ontology annotation, biological process: sperm axoneme assembly. The transcript has 36 exons. Gene Ontology annotation, cellular component: sperm midpiece; manchette. NCBI's taxonomy places the organism in Eukaryota, Metazoa, Chordata, Actinopteri, Gonorynchiformes, Chanidae. The coding region runs from base 1 to 5082 and encodes 1693 amino acids.
AUGUCGGACAUACUUUGUCGAUGGCUGAAUUCAGAACUCCGGUUAUCUAAAGUCGUCGACCCUUGCUCGAUCACUAGAGAUUUUGCAAAUGGAUAUCUGAUUGGUGAGAUUCUGAACAAGUACCAACUCCAGGAUGACUUCGACCAGUUCUCCAAAAGCAGCACGGCUAAUGCAAAGCUGAAUAACUUCACACGGAUUGAGCCCACGUUGCAGCUGUUGGGAAUACCGUUUGACGUGGGCACCGCGCGUGCUUUGAUACAGGGCGAGCAGGGCGCCGCCACGCGGCUGCUCUAUCAGCUCUUCGUUACCCUGCAGAGGAAGAAAAGGUCCGGCCUCACUGGAACCGCAAUGCUAACCAUGCUGCCGGCCGCUACUGCCCGUCUGCACCGCUUAGAGAAUGACAUUUACGCAGAGCAACUGAAAACCGUUGUGAAGCGUGAGGCAGAUUUGAAGAUGCAGAGGAUUGCUCAGAGGUUUGAUAAGAAAGGUCAGGAGACAUACAGCAGGUCCCUCAUGGUGGAACUACAGGAGGAGCAGAAACGGGAGAAGGUUUUUGAAGGAAUGAGACUAAAGGACAUAGACAAGCACCGGAAAGCACAGAGAAAGCAGCAUGAGCUCAUGGCCCGUAUUCAGUCGGCAGUGGUCCAAAUCCCCAAACCUCCUCCAAAUCAGACCACCAGAGCUCUGGAGAAACACCAGCAGAUCCACAAACAACAGGAAGCUAAGAGUGUGCGUCAGGAGAUUGCCCAGUUUGAGAAGACCAGAAAGAGGCUCUCACCUGCAGGCUGUGGAGCUUCUGCAUUUGGUAGUUUCUCUCCCCAUACACUGAAUGCUGAGGAGUUAGCUCAUGCUAACAGCGCGUACAUCCAGAGAAUCCGUCAGCGUCUGGAGGAGGACACGGCUGCACGAGAGCACAGAGAGAAGCGGCGACGACACACACUCAUAGAGCAGCUACGUGCACACGAGGCUCAGGAGGAGAAUUUGCGGGAGGAGCAGCUCGUGGAGCGUUUGACGCGGCUGUCCCAGCAGGAGCGGAAGAUCGCUGCCCAGCUCCUGCAGGUCCGACAACAGAAGGAAGUUCUGAGGCAAAAUCGGAUUGUCCGUGAAGAACAGUACCGGGAACAGCGACUGAAAAAUUUCCAUGAGGCUUUAGAGCGCGAGGCAGCGUUAGCCCGGCAUGCAGAUCUGGAGCACGCAGAGGAGAGGCAAAGAGAACUGGAGUUACACAACAAAACAGCCGCUGAACGUGCCCUCCAGCGAUACAGGAAACACUCUGACAUCUGUAAGAACAUUCUGGAACAAAUCGUGGACCUGGCAACUAAAGCAGGGGAGUACCGGCUCCUCACGGACAAUCUUGUUCCUGUGAAGUUGAUGCGUGAGUGGAAGGAGUUGUUCUUCAGUGCGAAGCCCUUAUAUGCGAGACCAGCUUUGUCUUUUUCUAAUGGAGUCGCUCCAGAACAGGCUGAGGAACUGGAGAAACUGGAGAUCCUCAACAACCAGGACUAUGAGGAGUAUGUGUCCAUGACAGGGGAAUGGGAGUGGCCAGAGGAUGAAGAGAACACAACUCUCCCACUCAACAACAACAUCCUGGGUCAUGUGAUCAGUCGCCUGCAGGACCUGGUCAGCCCCCCCAAACCCUGCACUCCUCCACCCAAAUUCCCUCCUUUCACCCUCAGAGCCUGCGUGGUGGGAAAACUCUUCACUGGCAAAACUACCUGCCUGUCCAGAAUCGCUCAGGUCCGAGGCAUCCGCGUUCUCUCAGAUAAAGUUCUGCUCCAGGAGGCGCUGGCAGCGUAUGAGGCUGGGGAGAGGAGCGAGGAGGAGAGGAGUGAGGAGGAGAGGAGUGAGGAGGGGGAGAAGUGUGAGGAGCAUUGUGGGUUUCCUCUCAAAGACACAGAAUCUGCAGAGAAAGAGUCGGAAUCGUCUUCAUCCCUGCGUUCAGGUCUUGUCACACAGGAGAUGCUGCAGCCAGAAACAGUGAAACAAGGGCCCGUGGCUAAACUGUCUGUGCGUGCUGAGCGUGGAGCUGAAGUGGAGAGAAUUCUCCGGAAAGGAGAAGCUAUUCCUGAUGAACUGCUCAUUGACAUUGUUGUCGACGCUAUCAGGAGGCUCCCUGCUGGCGCGGGCUGGAUCUUGGACGGGUUUCCAGUGAGUGUGAGGCAGGCCAAGCUGCUGGAGAGGGCGCUGACUGGUACUGACCCUGAUAAAGCCCUUCAGAAGAGGCGGAGCUGCAGGUCAAGCCUGACCAUUAAUAGGCCAGUCCCGAGAGAGGCCACGCCUCCAGCGCCAGCAUUGGAUCUGAUUGUGUUUUUGGACAUGUCUGAUGAGCAAGUUCUGAAGCGAGCUGCCAAACACAACUAUGAAGAGAAGAUUUCUAAUCCGAAUGAGGAGGUGGUGAGUCCAGGGGCGCAGGUUCUCCCACCGUCAGACGUGAGCACAGAGAAACAACAGAUUCAGCACAGAAUCGCAGAGUUUCAGGACACUUGGCCCAAGCUGGAGAAGUGGCUGUCCAGCAGACAGGUUGUGUUGAAGAGGGUGUGGGCUGAGGUGGAGGAGGACGCCCUCUGCAGGACGGUUGAAGCCGUUCUCAGCGACGCCAUGACUACCACUGGCACAGAUAAGGCAGAAGACAACAGAGCUCAGAAUGCAGAGUCAGUGGAAGAGGAGGAGACGCACUGUAAACCAGUUAAGCCAGGAUCAGAAGCCACAGAUGGGGCUCUGGGUCAGUCCAGAAGGAUGUCUGUAUCAAAAGUCUCUGCUGGCACCUGCCCUCCUGAAGAAGCUCCCAUCUCCACACCAGGCUCUGCCAACUGGGCUUAUGUCAACGAGCCUCUGCCCAGGGAAAUCCCGGAAUAUCUAGUUCCACACUGGGAGAAUGUUUGUGACGCUUACGUUAGUAACACAAGGAGAGUCAUGCAGAAUUUACGCAGCGAGCGGGAUCUGAUCAUCCAGCAUCUUUAUAACAUCAGAGAGGACUUCAAGCAUUAUCUGAGGCGUCCGGACCUGAAGCAGGAGUUGGUGUGUCAAUGGCAGCAGGACUAUAACAGCCUUCCCCAGGACAUGAGAGAGGAUGAGGAGGCCAAAGCUGAGCUUCAUCAGCGGCUGGAUGAGCUGCGUGAGCGUCUGUGGGAUAUCUGUGAGAGGAGAAGAGAGGAGGGCAGACAGGAGAGAACUGCACUAACAGGAGACGGCUGGUUAGAGGACCACACCCACAUUCUAAUCAACCACUUCUCUACUCUCAUUCAGGUGGAGGUGGAUCGGUUCCAGGAUACUGUGUGUGUUUUGAGAGAUUAUUAUUAUGGGAUGUAUAAAACUGUGCUGGCUGAAAACCCGACAGAGUUUCCUUGUCUUCCAUUACUGGACCUCACAGAGGACAGCAACCACCAGCACAAACUGAACAGUAAUCUGUCUGCUCCCCUCAGGAUCCCACUGAUACAGAGACGACCUCCGUCCACUGAGGUGGGUAAGCAGAGAAGUGUUUUACACACUGAGGACAGAGUGCUCCUAGACAUCCACCAGACUGCUCUUAACCUCAUCACCAACAUGGUGUCAGCAGAAGCUCAGCGGAGAGAAGCAGAGGAGAAUGAGGAGGCUCAGAUGGAGAGGGAGCGUUUGCAGAGAGUCUCUCAGGCCUCCGCUCCUCCCCCCAACUCCGCCAAGGACAAGAAAAAGUCUGGUAAAAAGAAAGGGGCGCUCUCUCCGGCUCCAGAGCCCAGUCCUGCUCCUUCACUGGAUGAGGACUUGGAGGACGUGAAGAAGAGAAAUAUAAGAGGAAGAAUCAGACAGGAAUUUGCUGCGGCUCUCCAGCAUGAGGAGGCUGCUAUGAAGCAGCGUUUGAACCUCAUUAAGAAGUAUGGAUUGAGGACAGUGCAGAGUGUGCAGCAGAGAGCUGAUGACGCCUACAGCAGGAUGGAGGACUGGCUGGACAGGCAGUACCUGGCAGAGAUGAAGAGUAUAGAGCAGAUGGUGGAGGUAGUGCAGUGUCAUAUUGAGAAAGGGCUGCAGCUCAGACUGGAGUUGGUCCUGGUGUGUAGCGAUUUCUUCAUGGAUGGAGACACACGCAUGGUUCCCAGUCCCCGCCCUCCUCCUCCUCCACCUCCCUUAGAGACGCCCACAGAGAGCACUCUCACCAUCGCCCAGCUGGGGGCGCUCUACUCACAGCUGUACAAGGUCUCCCCCUCUGGUGUUGUUAGCAGCACAGGCCUAUGUGAGAUUCUGAAGGAGUUGAUGUGUGUGAGUCUGGGCUCUGAUGCCCUUCCUGAGGCCUGGAAAACCAUGUCUGACUCACAGGUGCAGGAGCUGGCGUCAUUGCUGGCUGGAGACAGCGGGGUGCUGGACUGGCGUCGGUUCCUGCUGAGCGCGGCUCUGCCAUGGCCCAUUCCCUCAGUCACUCAGUUACUGCAAACUCUGGAACGAUUCAGAGCCAACGACCCCCAAAACACUGGAUUUAUUACUGAGGACCACUACCUACAGACGGAGUUGUGGUUUCCAGCUGAGAGAGUUCUUCUGGUCCCGGAUGAGCCCAUAAAUCUGCUGCCUUAUGACAGACUGGCCAACCUGAGAAAGUUUUUUUUCCUGCUGUUUGCCGACCACUCCUCUGUUCCUCCUAAACUGGACUACGUGAGGAUGCUCCUGUAUUUGUGCUCACACCAAGAGCCCAAACAGGGCUUCAUACGAGCCCUCAGCCUGCUGACGGGACAGGCCUUACACACACACACAACCAGCCCACUGCUACAGUCUGUAUCAUGCAUUGAGGAUCAGGCAGAGGGCAUAGAUGAAGAUGAGGAUGAAGACGAAGAUGCAGAUGCAGUAAAGGCCAUUAGUGAUGCUACAGAGGGUGUGUGUCUGGACGCUCUACUCACAGUCAUCAGUCAUGCUUCCACCAAAUUCCAUGAUCAAAACCGUUUCCACGCCAGCGGCAGUGGCAGCAGAGAGGAUUUGGUGAGAAUGUUUGGUGAGCUGGGCUUUAAGCCAGAUGACAAAAUCCCCUUCUCACUUCUAUACCAGUAUCCCCUGCUACAAGACCUAAUGGACCAGUCCACCCAGUACCAGCUCACUUUUAGAAACUCGUCCUUCUUUUGA